UGAUUUCCUAAAUAAACGAUCUGUCGCCUGGUCCUGUUGUUAGAAUACUACCUGGUUUUAAGUCAAUUUUGACUUUCCGGUUGAUGGAUUGAACCAAAAUGUUCAGCUUCUGUUGAAAUAUCUGUUCCGAGUAUGAAAGCGUUGACAGAUGUCGGAAGAUUAACAUGUUGCCAUUUGGUGGAUGACGACGACUAUCAGUGGAACCCAGGACGCGCAUUUCUAACCUAUCUGAGACUCGUCACCUGGGUGUGCCUGCAAUUCCCAGUAAGUGAUGGUGUCCUCAUUGAGACUCGAACCCAGUACUCAUCGUCUCAGACUUCCAAGCAUUGUCCACGAGAACCACCACUUGUGCAACGGGUAACAGUUAUCACUUGUUUGAAGUCAAUUGUCACUUUCUCGUUGAUUAAUUGGACUGUUCAGUCUCCUGAUUUAAUGACUAUGGGCAUCCAUCAGCUCGGUGUCAAUUUGAUUCGACAGAAACUGAUUUUGUUUUUAGAGAUUUGAGCUUGUGUUAUGCAAAAGGCUUUCUAUAAAUGUUUUUCUAAUCACAAAUAAUUCAUCACUGUGCAGCAAUUAUAUUUCUCUUGAUAAUU
Trichobilharzia regenti is the source of this 593-nucleotide messenger RNA. NCBI's taxonomy places the organism in Eukaryota, Metazoa, Platyhelminthes, Trematoda, Strigeidida, Schistosomatidae. The record is from the annotation of a GenBank genome assembly.